UCCUUCUCGCUCCUCUGAUCAGAUCACGGUGGAGGUGAACUCACUCACGGUGACUCCACCAUCUCCGUCUUAAUUUAGUCCAACUACGAACAUCACUAGUGUCUAAGCUGGGGCCACUGCAAGGGGGUUCCAUUAAAUCAGACGGUUGGAACCACCAUCCAUCCGGCGUGAUCCAUCGUCAUCAGCUGGGGAGCACCAUAAGGGAAGAAAAGAGCCGGGGGCGUAGAAGCUAGAGAAAGCGAAAGCGAACUCUCUGCUCCCUCCUGUCGUUCUUUACCAACCGCCAAGCGGACCUCUCCUUUGACCGACACGAGCGUAUUCUGACCGGUCAACAUGUAUGCUCCCAAUUGUAGAAUAAAAUAAAAUUUGAUCUGGGGAGCACGGAUCAGAUGGCUAGGAGGACGGGACCACGUAGGAGGACCCGAUUUCCAGCCAUCAUCGCGAGAUCAUGCGAUAUGAUCCCGAGUAGAUAAACCGCCGAGUCGAGGUCCCGGCGAUUAAUCGGCGUGGGGGCCCCGCGCGGGCCCCCUGCGGCGUUGUUGCGCUUCACGCCAAGGGGUGGGGCCCGCGCCCUCCUCCUCCCCUCUUCAUGAAUCCGUUGCAGAUCGCCCGAAUUUUCCAUGCUUUCUCUGCGUGCAAGCCAAACACAUCGAUCGUCUCGUACAGAAAGUCAUGGCUACCCUUCCCUUAGAAGAAGUUCUUGCUGGGUGCCCCAAGACACAGCAGCCGCAGCAGCAGCAGCAGCAGCAGCAGGAGAGGAAGGCGAGGCCUCCACCAGAGCAAGCCCUCAAGUGCCCAAGAUGUGAUUCCAACAACACCAAGUUCUGCUACUACAACAACUACAGCCUCUCCCAGCCCAGGUACUUCUGCAAGGGCUGCAGGAGGUACUGGACCAAAGGAGGCUCCCUUAGAAAUGUCCCAGUUGGGGGUGGCUGCAGGAAGAACAAGAGAUCCUCCUCCUCUACUUCAAAGAGGGUCCAAGAUCAAACCCUCACCACCCAUUCCACCCCACCACUCCCAACCUUCAUCCCACCACCCCUUUCCUAUGACCCCAGUGGCCUGUCCUUGACCUUUCCCAGGUUCCACACGCCACCCACCCCUGGCCAGUUAGGGCUGGAUGACCAUGAUUCCUUCCUUCUAGGAAACCCUAACCCUAACCCUAGCCAAAUCCCCACAGCAACCCCGAGCUUCCUUGACAUUCUGAGGGGUGGGCUCCUUGACACCACCACCAACAGCAAUGCCUUCCACAAUCUCUACCAUGGGUUUGGGGGUCAUGGCAGGAUGGAGGAGGUGGAGGGUGGUGUUUCUGGGGAGGAGGUGGUGCUGCCCUUUGAUGGAGGUCUAGGUGGUUCAACCACAAGUACAACUGCAAGCACUCCGACAGCUAGCCAAGGAUCUUGCAAAGCUGUGGAUGGAGGGGAGAGCAGGGUGUUUAUGGGUCUGCAAUGGCAAGUUGGCAGGGAUGGCAGCAUGGGUAUGGACCCUGGAAGAGAGUACUGGAAUGGAGUUGGUUCCUCUUGGCCCGGUCUCAUCAACAGCUCCCUGAUGUAGAGGUAGAGAGAUAGACUGAUAGAAAGUUAGUUAUAUUCUCUCCUUCAAAUGGCGAUGUCUAAUUAGUAGCCAUAUUUGGAAACAUUCUAGCUUCACUUUCAUCCUUCUGUCUCAGUUUUAAGUUUUUCUUUUUGUUAUUUUCGUUGGUUACUUAUGUUGGGCUUUUCUGUGAGUGGUGAUUUGACAAUUAUAUACUAAAUGAAACAUUCAGAUUUGUUUUCUAACUCA
This is a messenger RNA of Elaeis guineensis (African oil palm), 1779 nucleotides long. RefSeq names its product dof zinc finger protein DOF3.2. Gene Ontology annotation, biological process: regulation of DNA-templated transcription. NCBI's taxonomy places the organism in Eukaryota, Viridiplantae, Streptophyta, Magnoliopsida, Arecales, Arecaceae. The record is from RefSeq and is a predicted model, not a curated record. Gene Ontology annotation, molecular function: DNA binding; DNA-binding transcription factor activity.